ACGGCGCCGCGCCUUUCGUCCCAACCCCAACCGCGUCGCGUGUCCAAAACAUUCGGCGUUCUGUCUGUUGGAAGCAGCACCAAGUAUCAGUCUAGCUCCUGCACUGCAGCCAGUAAAACCGCAGCAGCCUGCGGCGCCCGCGUGGAGGAGCAUAAAGCCGGCGCUCGUGCUGCGCACAAGAAUCCCCUGUUCUCCCAAGUAGAAGUAGACCACUUCAGGCUCAAGCUCAAACACGUCUCGGCAAUUUCGAUCCAUGUCCGUCGCCUUCCGCUCCAUCAUGAGCACCGCCGCCUCCUGUUCUCUCCUGCUCUUGCUCGUCGUCGUCGUCGUGCUCUCGUCACCGGCUUACGGCUGUGACCGGUGCGUGCGCCGGUCCAAGGCCACCUACCAAGCCUCCUCGCUCGCCAUGAACGACGGUUCGUGCGGGUACGGCUCCCUGGCCGCGUCCUUCAGCGGCGGCUUCCUCGCCGCGGCGAGCCCCGCGCUGUACAGGGGAGGCGUCGGCUGCGGCGCCUGCUUCCAGGUGCGGUGCACGGACAGCGAGCUGUGCAGCGGGGCCGGCGCCAGGGUGGUCGUGACGGGCCGGGCGCGCACGGCGAACCGCACGACGCUGGUGCUGAGCGGCGCGGCGUACGCGGCCAUGGCCCGCGCCGGCGCUGCCGCGCGGCUCAGGGAGCAGCGCGUCGUGGACGUCGAGUACAAGAGGGUGCCGUGCGUGUACGCGAACCGCAACCUGUCGAUACGCGUCGAGGAGAGGAGCCGGGCGCCGAGCGGCCUGUCGAUCAGGUUCCUGUACCAGGGCGGCCAGACUGACAUCGUCGCCGUCGACGUCGCCACGGUCGAGUCGUCGAACUGGAGGUUCAUGACGCGGGACCACGGGCCGGCGUGGAGCACGAGGCAGGCGCCGGCGGGGCCGCUGCAGUUCAGGCUGGUGGUGACCGGCGGCUACGACGGCAAGUGGGUGUGGGCGGACAAGGAGGUGCUGCCGCGCCGGUGGGAGGCCGGCCGCGUCUACGACACCGGGGUGCAGAUCGCCGACGUCGCGCAGGAAGGGUGCUACCCCUGCGACACACAGGAGUGGCAGUGACACACACACACACACACACACAAAACGGCAUUGCGAUUGUACAGAUUUUGCUUUUUGAUUCUUCCUUUUCUGUUUUCUUUUCCGCGUCGUCCGUUUUGGAUGGAUGAAAUGAUGAGUGAACAGCGGAGUCAAACGUGCCGUUGCAACUUGGUUCGGCUUUGUUGUUUUCUCCACUUGGUGAGCAGCGGAGUUGGAGCGCACGAUGUGUCUGCUGUGCGCAUGAUGGCUUUGGUCGUCAACGACGAGCGCCUCCACUUCAGCACUCGUCCGCUAUCUCAGGGCCACCCGUUUCGAAUGGAAAGGACAGAAGCCGUCGUCGCGACGAGGAGGUGAGGUCAGACGCACGGAGUGAACCGGAAAUGCUUGGCAGAUUCAACGAGCGGCCGUUAACAUUUCUAUAUAGAACAUGAUCGGUUGUUUGAGUCUGUGAUCGACGUUGGAAUAGAGUAACUACCAGCUUUUGGCACUUUGCUGACCAGAAAAGGAUCCGCCGAGUUCAGUGGUUGGGAAGGAUCCAAACCGAGCAUAGCAUUCUUAAUUUUGACCUGAACCCGAAGAAAGUUUACCUUUCUCUGUGCUCGA
This is a messenger RNA of Phragmites australis (common reed), 1669 nucleotides long. RefSeq names its product expansin-like A2. The transcript has 5 exons. Gene Ontology annotation, cellular component: extracellular region. NCBI's taxonomy places the organism in Eukaryota, Viridiplantae, Streptophyta, Magnoliopsida, Poales, Poaceae. The record is from RefSeq and is a predicted model, not a curated record. Bases 254 to 1087 code for a protein of 277 amino acids.